UCAUGAUACUGAAGAAGAGAGAAAUCAGUUUGAAAGAUUUGCUAAAGUUUUGUGACAGAUUUUGGAAAGAACAAAAAAACAAGAAAGUCAAAAUGCAUAAAAGUUUGCUUUUCGAUACAAUCUGCAAUAUAGAUAUCGGAAUACAAUCCAGAAUACACACGGCAAUUUCAGAUGAAGAGAACAUAGUGACCGAUUUAAAAGACACAUGUACAUCUUUGGAAAAGCUACCACAGAAAUGCAAAAAGAUUGGUGUGGGGAUGUUUGAUGAUAUUGAGAAGAGUGUUAAAUAUCUAUCGGACAAAUUAUAUGCUUACAUUAACUCUACUGAUGGCAAAAAGGAAAUUUUGAAUCCUGUCGGUAAAAUAUCAAUUAAAAAUUACUUCAAUGUGAGCAAAGAAGUACCACGACGCUAUGAAGAAGGAGUCAAACGAUGGAUGAGGGGAAAAGAGGUUGCCCACGAAAUUAAAAAAAUCGAUGGAAAAAUUUUGAAAGAAUGUAAGGAGGUGCAACCUGAGUUGGAAACAGCACGAGUAAUCAUUAUGGGACGAAAAGGCGAGGAGGAAAAUACAGAGGGGUCUACAGAUCUUACGACCGUCAUAUGGUUACCUGUCAUCGUUGUGAUUGGUGCAUUGGUCAUUGCCGCUACGAUUGUUCUUUCUCCCUUCAUUAUUGCAAGAAUGUUGUUCGCCAAAGAAAAUAUAGUCGAUUCAAGUUAUAGUGUUUGUGCACAGCGUUUGACAAAAGCAAAAAUUCAAGAUAAAUUAGCUGGCGUCUUUAAAGAUAAUUUUGAACAUAGAAUUGAAAGCAUAUUCGAAAAGGAAUUGCCAAGGAAAAUAGCCACUACUACAUACGCCAUCAAGUCUCUUUGCUCACAAAAACACAGAAUCGGGGAAAACUUUAAUGCGAUUCUUCGUUUAAGAGACUCUCUUUGUAAAAUAAAAGGUGACCUUGAAAAAUUAACCUAACCAGUUACUGGCCUCAUUCUGAAAUAUGGUCAGACAUUCUCAGAUCAUAUCUUUAAACAUUAUACAUAUAUGAUUGUUUUUCUUCAAUGUUCAGACUUUUGUUUAAACAUUAAAUUUUAAACAUAAAAAUGAGUAUCUGUGAAAGUGAAGUAAAGACAAUGCCACAUUCACGACAACUUAAAGGUUUGUUCGCGUUUUACAAACAUUUGAUUAUUGGAUAUCUAAAACUUGUGCUAAUCGGUAAGAUAAUGACUUAAUUGCAUCAGUCUGUAUC
Messenger RNA from Ostrea edulis (European flat oyster), 1239 nucleotides. RefSeq lists its product as uncharacterized. Lineage: Eukaryota; Metazoa; Mollusca; Bivalvia; Ostreida; Ostreidae. The transcript is spliced from 3 exons. The record is from RefSeq and is a predicted model, not a curated record. The coding region runs from base 3 to 965 and encodes 320 amino acids.